Linum tenue is the source of this 3198-nucleotide messenger RNA. Lineage: Eukaryota; Viridiplantae; Streptophyta; Magnoliopsida; Malpighiales; Linaceae. The record is from the annotation of a GenBank genome assembly.
AUGGCGUGGUUUAGAGCUGGUUCUAGCAUAGCAAAGCUUGCUAUUAGGAGGAGUCUAUCUCAGGGUGGUUCGUACACUGCCAGAACGCGGCUGAUUCCUGCUCAAAGUCGGUAUUUCCAUGGCACGGUCUUUAGGCCAAAGGCACAGUCUGCACCUGUCCCCCGCCCUGUCCCUCUCUCUAAGCUCACUGAUAGUUUCUUAGAUGGAACCAGCAGUGUGUACUUAGAGGAGCUUCAACGCGCAUGGGAAGCUGAUCCUAGUAGCGUGGAUGAGACAUGGGACAACUUUUUUAGGAACUUUGUUGGUCAGGCUGCUACAUCUCCAGGCAUUUCAGGUCAAACUAUUCAGGAGAGUAUGCGGCUAUUGCUUCUGGUUAGGGCAUAUCAGGUUAAUGGCCACAUGAAAGCCAAGCUGGACCCAUUGGCCCUCGAAGAAAGAGAGGUCCCUGAUGAGCUAAACCCGGCUCUUUAUGGCUUCUCAGAAGCAGAUCUUGAUAGAGAGUUCUUCUUAGGAGUUUGGAAGAUGGCUGGGUUUUUGUCCGAGAACCGGCCUGUGCAGACCCUUAGGUCCAUAUUGACGAGGCUUGAGCAAGCUUAUUGUGGGAGUAUUGGAUUUGAAUACAUGCACAUUUCUGAUCGUGAGAAAUGUAAUUGGUUAAGGGAUAAGGUUGAAACGCCUACACCGAUGCAGUAUAACCGUCAACGUCGCGAGGUCAUUCUUGACAGGCUGAUAUGGAGUACACAGUUCGAGAACUUCUUGGCCACUAAAUGGACUACAGCCAAGAGGUUUGGACUGGAAGGUGGAGAGACAUUGAUCCCUGGCAUGAAGGAGAUGUUUGAUAGGUCUGCAGAUCUCGGUGUGGAGAGUAUCGUUAUUGGAAUGCCGCAUAGAGGAAGAUUAAAUGUACUUGGAAAUGUGGUAAGAAAGCCUCUACGCCAGAUAUUCAGCGAGUUUAGUGGUGGCACGAAACCUGUUGAUGAGGUUGGGCUCUACACGGGUACAGGUGAUGUCAAAUAUCACUUGGGAACUUCUUAUGAUCGUCCAACUAGAGGUGGAAAGAGAAUUCAUUUGUCUCUGGUUGCAAAUCCUAGUCAUUUGGAAGCUGUGGAUCCUGUUGUUAUUGGAAAGACUAGAGCUAAGCAGUAUUACUCGAAUGAUCUGGACAGGACAAAGAACAUGGGAAUUUUGAUUCAUGGUGAUGGUAGCUUUGCUGGACAAGGUGUAGUAUAUGAGACUCUGCAUCUUAGUGCACUGCCAAAUUACAGCACUGGUGGGACUAUACAUAUUGUGGUGAACAACCAAGUAGCUUUUACAACAGAUCCACAGGCAGGCAGAUCUUCGCAGUAUUGUACUGAUGUUGCAAAGGCCUUGAAUGCCCCAAUCUUCCAUGUAAAUGGAGAUGAUGUGGAGGCGGUUGUUCAUGCUUGUGAACUUGCAGCUGAAUGGCGUCAAACAUUCCACUCUGAUGUUGUUGUGGAUUUAGUUUGUUAUCGCCGUUUUGGCCAUAAUGAGAUUGAUGAGCCAUCUUUCACACAGCCCAAAAUGUACAAGGUCAUCCGGAAUCAUCCCUCAGCUCUUCAGAUUUAUCAAAACAAGAUCUUAGAAUCUGGGCAGGUUAGUCAAGAAGAUAUUAGCAAGAUAAAUGAGAAGGUCAACGCAAUCCUGAAUGAAGAGUUUCUGGCCAGCAAAGAUUAUGUUCCUAAAAGAAGAGACUGGCUUGCCUCUCAUUGGACUGGAUUCAAAUCACCUGAGCAGGUUUCACGCAUCCGAAAUACGGGGGUCAAACCUGAGAUCUUGAAGACUGUUGGAAAAGCAAUUACUUCUCUUCCAGAAACUUUUAAACCGCACAGAGCUGUGAAGAAGGUUUAUGAGCAACGUGCCCAGAUGAUAGAAACAGGGGAAGGCGUUGAUUGGGCUGUUGGAGAAGCCCUUGCUUUUGCCACAUUGCUUGUAGAAGGUAACCAUGUUCGAUUGAGUGGUCAGGAUGUCGAAAGAGGAACAUUUAGUCAUCGCCAUUCUGUGGUUCAUGAUCAAGAAACUGGGGAGAAGUACUGCCCUCUGGACCAUGUUGUAAUGAACCAAAAUGAGGAGAUGUUUACCGUCAGUAACAGCUCUCUGUCAGAAUUUGGUGUGCUUGGAUUUGAAUUGGGUUAUUCAAUGGAAAGCCCAAACUCACUGGUUAUCUGGGAAGCUCAAUUUGGUGACUUUGCUAAUGGUGCUCAAGUGAUAUUUGAUCAGUUCUUGAGUAGUGGUGAGUCAAAAUGGUUGCGUCAAACUGGUCUUGUUGUGCUUCUUCCUCAUGGAUAUGAUGGCCAGGGUCCUGAACAUUCAAGUGCACGAUUAGAGCGCUUCCUACAGAUGAGUGAUGACAAUCCCUAUGUCAUUCCUGAGAUGGACUCUACCUUGCGGAAACAAAUCCAGGAAUGCAAUUGGCAGGUUGUGAAUGUUACAACUCCUGCAAAUUACUUCCAUGUUUUGAGGAGACAGAUACACAGAGAGUUCCGCAAACCUCUUAUCGUGAUGGCUCCCAAAAAUCUGCUUCGUCACAAGGACUGCAAAUCAAAUCUUUCAGAGUUUGAUGAUGUCAAAGGCCACCCUGGUUUUGACAAGCAAGGCACAAGAUUUAAGCGUCUAAUAAAGGAUCAGAAUGCACAUUCUGAUCUUGAGGAGGGCAUCAGACGCCUGGUUCUCUGCUCUGGAAAGGUCUAUUAUGAGCUUGAUGAGGAACGCAAGAAGGCUGCUGCAAAGGAUGUUGCUAUUUGUAGGGUGGAACAACUGUGUCCUUUCCCAUACGAUCUCAUCCAACGUGAACUGAAACGAUACCCAAAUGCCGAGGUUGUUUGGUGCCAGGAGGAGCCAAUGAACAUGGGCGGAUACAACUACGUAGCACCUCGCCUGUGCACAGCCAUGAAGGCACUCAACAGAGGUACCAUCGAUGACAUCAAGUACGUGGGCCGUGCUCCCUCUGCCGCCACUGCCACUGGUUUCUACCAAGUCCACACGAAGGAACAGUCAGAGUUGGUGCAGAAGGCUAUCCAACAAGAAGCACUCCAUUCUCCCGCUCAAACCGUAGUUCUAUUACCUGUCGUCAAACGAGGAACAGCGAACGAUGGAGCUCUGAAGAGCUCGAAUGAUCCGCCAUGGUUCACGUGGCAAGUAAUUGAAGAAGGUGACAUGGUCUCCACCAUUGUGCCGUGA